Messenger RNA from Hirsutella rhossiliensis, 2523 nucleotides. Its product is annotated as rhoGAP domain-containing protein. The record is from RefSeq and is a predicted model, not a curated record. Gene Ontology annotation, molecular function: GTPase activator activity. Gene Ontology annotation, biological process: cytoskeleton organization; small GTPase-mediated signal transduction. The coding region runs from base 1 to 2523 and encodes 840 amino acids. The transcript has 4 exons. Gene Ontology annotation, cellular component: division septum; plasma membrane; cytoplasm. NCBI's taxonomy places the organism in Eukaryota, Fungi, Ascomycota, Sordariomycetes, Hypocreales, Ophiocordycipitaceae.
AUGCCCGGCUUCGCUGACUCCUUCUGGUCGAGCGACUAUGCCGCAGGACUCGGGGUCCUGUUUGGCAAGCUCCAGCAGGGCGUCAUGGAGAACCGCCAAGUCCUCACCAUCGCGCGCCUGCGAGCCGAGGCCGAGGAGACGUAUGGACAGCGCCUCAAAGAGAUUGCCCCCGCAGCCGACAAGAUCAGCACCGGCUUUGCGCGAGACGACGGCGCCACUGUCCGCAAGGCCUACGACGGCAUGCGCACCGAGAUGCAAGACGCCGCGCGAAGCCAUCAGCGCAUCGCACAAAACAUUCGCGACCUCGUCGUCAACCCCUUCUCGCGAUGGUGCGAUGCCCACGAGGCCCGCAUACAAGACUCACAGGACGAGCUCCAGAGCCGCAUCAAGGCCCACGACCGACAAGCCGAGGCCGUCCGAAAGCUCCGAUCCAACUACUUCAACAAGUGCCGUCUGGUCGAGGAUCUCGAGGAGGAGAAUAAGCUAGCCUUUCAAGACCCAGAGACCAGCCCCAAGCAGGCCCCGCCCAUCCCUGAGAUCAAGGUGCAACCCCACAAAGAAGAGUCCGACGACGACGACGAAAUGUACGAGAUUGGCGACGAGACGUACCAGCCCGACCAGCUCAAGAAGAUCCUCUCUCAGAUGCUGUCCACCGUCAAGAUGGGCGAGACCAAGGUUCCCAUCCUCGGCACCUACCUGAACACGUCGGCCGGCUCAGACGUUGUCGAGUAUCUCCAGCGAAACAUGGGCAUCAGCAGUGUCAGCUACGCCGAGCGCAUCGGCCAGGAUCUCAUCUCCAACGGCUUCCUGCGUCUCAUCGGCAAUGUCGGCAGCACCUUUGCCAACAGCUCCAAGCUCUUUUAUCAAUGGCGCCCCAAGGCCUUUAAGCUCGCCGGUGUCCCCGAGAAGAAGUUUGCCCCGAGCCGGACCCUGUCCAUGCCGACGACGGGCUCGGACUCGAGCGACUCGCCCGUCGUCGGCACCGUCAGCGAGUACUUGGCCAACUGGAACGUCCUCAACAACUCACAUCCCAACGAGACGCCAGCCCAGCGUCUACACCGUGAGUCGCACGAGUCGGACGAAAGGUACAAAGCCGGCGUCCGGAAGCUCGACGAGCUGCGCUGCGAGCUGGAGGAGGCCAUUGUUGUGCACCUCAAGUUCCUCGAGCGCUGCGAGCUCGAUCGGCUCAAGGCCAUCAAGACGGUCAUCCUCGACUUUUCCGGCGGCAUCGGCAACGUCAUCCCCAGCCUCCAGUCCACCGUGGACAGGAUGCUCUUGUUCCAGGAGACGGUCCAGCCCCUGGGCGAUCUGCGGUACUUUCUCGAAAACUACCGCACCGGGAGCUUCGUGCCCAAGGUGGUGGUGUACGAGAACUACUAUAACAAGGUGGACGAGCAGACCUUUGGCGUCGACCUGGAAGCCAGGGCCAGAGCCGACAAGAAACGGGUGCCAGUCAUUGUCACGACGCUGCUGACCUAUCUCGACCACCACUACCCCGACCUGGAGGGCGACGAGGCGCGGAGAGGCGUCUGGCUCAUCGACGUGCCCCUUGCGCAAACACACAAGCUACGUGCCUUGGUCAACGACGGCAAGCCCGUGCCUCAGGAAGUCUUGAGCAAGUUCGACAUUCCCACGGUCGCGAAUCUUCUCAAGCUAUAUCUGCUCGAGCUACCAGAUUCGCUCGUCAGCUCCCACGUCUACGAAAUCGUGCGGACUAUAUACACAACCCCUGCCGCAGAUGCCACGGACGCCUCCCGCGUUGCGGUGCUUCAGCAGACUCUAUCGCAGUUGCGCCUCACAAACAUUGCCACCCUGGAUGCGUGCAUGAACCACUUUACGAGGCUCAUCGACCUGACGUCAGCCGAUGAAGCGUACGUUGCCGCCCUCUCGUCGUCCUUGGCGCCCUCCAUCCUACGGCCUCGGUCGGAGACGUCUCUGACGAUGGAGGAGAAGCACUCGGCUCGACUUGUCCGGGAUCUCUUUGCGCACAAGGAGGCCGUCUUCAGCGAGCUCAAGCGCAUGUCGACCUUGAACCACUCGUCGUCUGUGGGCGGAAACCGCCCGCGGGCCGUCAGUACGGACGAAAGCAACCGCAAGGCGCUGAUGGAGGAGCGCAACAGGGCUCUGGUUGAAAAGGUCAACGCUACACGGGGUCGGGCCACGAGCCCGGCGCCCGGCGCUCGAGGACACCGGCGCGACCGAAGUAGCGGCGGGCCCGAGACGCGGUUUCCGAUCCAGACGAGCCCGCCCACGACGGCAGCAGAGCGCCAUCGCAUCAGCCUCGGCGGCAUCGACGGGCGCCUCAAGCGCACCUCGCUCGACGUGCCCUCGGAGGAUGGCGACGUCGCAAACGGCUCCCCGCAGGCCUCGAAGACAAUCGACGUCGAGGCCGCGGUGGAGACUCCCAGCGGCAACCGCACGAGCACCACCAAGUUUGUCGGCGGCAAGAGGAUCCCCACGUCACCCCCGCAAGAGCCGGCCCCUCGGGGGGUGACUCUGGAGGACAAGCCCAUGGACGACUAG